Molecule: messenger RNA, 1420 nt
Organism: Gigantopelta aegis
Lineage: Eukaryota; Metazoa; Mollusca; Gastropoda; Neomphalida; Peltospiridae
Product: carcinoembryonic antigen-related cell adhesion molecule 6-like
Exons: 6
Coding region: 54-860 (268 amino acids)
Source: RefSeq, a predicted model, not a curated record
AGGAAGAAUACUAGUUGGUGUAGCCGUGUUUUUAAAACGAUCAUCUGAAAAGUAUGACUUUUUCACGGAUCAUCUUUGAAGUUAUUCUGAUCAUCGCUCUUAUUAGAGACAACUCUGUUGAAGGGACAGCAGCUACGUCCAUUGACUGCAUGAAUGGUGGAUACCCUGGGCAGAGUACAAAUUUAACCUGUACAAUAACUGGAACUGUAAUUUCUGGUAUCUACUGGUUACGACCUAAUAGUGGUUCACGAAUACAAGUUGUACGUUGUAACACAGCUAACACCAGAUGUGUUUCAGAUGCGUCUGGUUACAGCGCUGUUGUUGACUCACCUACACAGAUUACUCUCACCAUUCAGUCGUUCAACCCUGCAGUAGAUGCUGGAGAGUGGAUCUGUCGUGAUGGACCAACGGGAGAAGGCCAGUCUACUUGUAACAUGACUGUACAAUAUGGUCCCGUUCCAGGCAGUAUUAACUUCAAUUCUACUGCAAGUGUUGAAGAAGGACACGAUCUGACUGUGGACUGCACUGCUAGCUGUAACCCGCCGUGUGACUACUCCUGGACACUGGGUGAUAAUCAAAUCACAACAAGUCCUCUGUUAAAUGUGACAGACAUCAGCAGGAAUCAGGACGGGAAUGUCUACAACUGUACAGCGACAAACAUUGUUCUACUUACAUCUAUAAAUAAACACUUUACGCUGACAGUCACUUAUCCAGAGCGCAUGUCUGCCUUAAGUGCAGGUGCUAUAUCGGGAAUUGUGAUAGCUGUUGUUCUGGCUCUUGCUAUUCCUACUGUGUGGAUACUUUAUGCGAGGAAAAUUAAGAAGAGAGCUGAAGAUGUGCAGAACGAAUCUAAUAACUAACGGAAAACAAAAUCAAGUUCACAACCCUGCAUGUUUCCGUAAUUAGUACCUGAAUACGGAACACAGAAACAUGCCAACGCUAAAACUCCACAGUUUUCAUUUUCAAUUCGUAUGAAACUCUAUGAGUAAACAAGGCUCUUUUUGUUGGGUGUUUCAGUAUUUUACAUUUGGUUGUUUUUUUAAAAUAAAAUUGCAGGUCAAAUUAGACUAAAGUUGCAGUACCAUAGUUAGAAGUGCAGUAUUUCACUAGUUUUACAACAGUUGUCAAAUAUAACAAUUGUUUGUUUGCAUCAAACGGUAACUUAUGAACUGGCUUGUAACUGUGCAAUGAAUCAUAUUAAAAUUCAUAUAAAACAAUAUUAGUUUUAAACUCAUAACACUUUCACAAUAAAGCAGUACGAGGACAUUAAAGGCAGAAUUGCAUGUGCAAUUACUUUGUAUAGCUGUUUCAUUUAUACAAGGUGUUUCUGUCCUAGUGUUUCUGUCCUAGUGUUUCUGUCCUAGUACCAAUAAAUAUAUAUAUUACAAAAUAAAAUGAGAAAUGGCUGCCAAAACAUAUA